Molecule: messenger RNA, 9707 nt
Organism: Neoarius graeffei (lesser salmon catfish)
Lineage: Eukaryota; Metazoa; Chordata; Actinopteri; Siluriformes; Ariidae
Gene: ralgapa1
Product: Ral GTPase activating protein catalytic subunit alpha 1
Exons: 40
Coding region: 263-7225 (2320 amino acids)
Biological process (GO): positive regulation of GTPase activity; regulation of small GTPase mediated signal transduction
Cellular component (GO): nucleus; cytoplasm
Molecular function (GO): GTPase activator activity
Source: RefSeq, a predicted model, not a curated record
GCUGUCCGCCAUGUUGGGAUCAGUGAGAGAGGGAGAGAGAGAGGUGUGGAGCGGAGCGGAGCUGACUUGAGUUUAGCUACAGGGGAUUAAAUCGGUAUUUUGUGUCCUUUCCUUCCCUCGCAGUGAGCGGUAAUGUCCUCCUCUCCUCCUUCUCUCCUCCUCUGUGUGCUGUGUGUUCAGCUGUGAGCUCGCGCCCUCAACCUGAGCAAGAAAGAACAGGAGGGAAAACAAUCUCAGCUCUGCUCUCGGAACAACAACAACAAUGUUCUCCAAAAAACCUCACGGAGAUGUGCGGAAAUCCACACAGAAAGUGCUGGAUCCUAAGAAGGACGUCCUGACACGACUCAAACAUCUGCGCAUCGUCAUCGAAAACGCUGAAUCGGCUGAACUGAAACAUUUCUUUGACCAGAAUUAUUCUCACAUCUAUUACGUCUUCUUCGAGAACUUCGUCAGUAUUGAAGCAAACCUGAAACAGAAAGGUCAUAAAUCACAAAGGGAAGAGCUCGACUCCAUUCUUUUCAUAUUUGAGAAAAUUCUGCAGUUGUUGCCAGAGCGGAUUCAUGGACGAUGGCAGUUUCACAGCAUUGGUCUCAUACUGAAGAAACUCCUGCACACUGGAAACUCCCUGAAGAUUCGCAGAGAGGGUGUGCGUCUCUUCCUGCUCUGGCUCCAGGCUCUGCAGUAUAACGCUCUGAAGGAGCAGCUGUGGAUUUUCGCCUGUUUGAUCCCAGGAUUCCCGGCUCCUCAGUGUGAACACACACCGCGCACUCUCGACAGUAUCAUCAACCCCACACUCACCCUGCAUGAGGCUCAGGUGAUGCCUGAGGAGAUCAGCCCACUGGUUCUACCCCAGUCUGGAGAUAAAGCUCAGGAGGAUCUGACUGGUUACUUCCUGGAGGCGUUACUGAAGUACAUGGUCAAUCAGGCUAAGAGUCUGGAGUGGAGGUGUAGAGAGAACCAUGAGAAGGGUUUCGCAUUUCUCUUCGCCAACUUUAAGAAGUUUUAUCUUCCUCACAUCUUCCCAAACUUCUCCAAGGAGAGCAGCUUGUACGCCCCCAUCCUGGACAUUCCUCCGAUGAGGCCGAAGCCGUGUUACGUGGUUGUUAAAAGGGACCCUGACACUAACGAGGCCGUGUACUGCACUAAAGAGAGCUUCCUGAACGCACGGGUCAUCUUCAUCCGUUGGCUCGUCUCCUUCUGGCUAGAACCCAAAUCCAACACGCAGACAAACAUCCCUGGGGUGGAGGGAGAGAAUGUGCCGAAGAACAUCCAGAGAGCAGCUGCGGGUUUGGCCAUGCGUUCGGAAGAAGGUGGUCCUCGAUCUUCAGCUCUGGAUGGAGGAGGAGGAGAACCGGAGCAGUCUCACUCCAACACGAGCACUCUGACAGAGAGAGAACCGAGCUCAUCCAGUCUCUGCAGCAUGGAUGGAGAGAACCUCAGCGCCGUAGAGGUAGUAAAGAACGUUCUGUACUCCUCCAGGACCAACGUGAACUUCAUCACUGAGAUCUUCAGACAGGCAUUUUUGUUGCCGAUGUGUGAGGCAGCAGCGAUGCGUAAGGUGGUGCGUGUGUAUCAGGAGUGGAUCUCUCAGGAGGAAAAGCCUCCGUUUAUGGCAGAACCAGAGGAGGACGAGCACUACCUUGACCCGCAGGACCCGGUUUUAGGACACGGCCCAGAGAACCACAACGAGGAAAGAGUGAUGAAGGACAGUGAGAUGUUGGAGUACAGUAUACAUGCAGGAGUUCAGGCCACGUUACAGGUUUUCAUCAUCAACUCCUCCAACGUUUUCCUGUUAGAGCCAGCUAACGAGCUGAAGCCUCUGCUAGAGGAACACAUCGACAUGUCCAAGCGCGUCCUCAACAUCUACCGCAGCCUCGUCAUGCACCAGAACAUGGACCAGAAAACAUGGGAGCAAAUCCUGAUGGUGUUGCUGAGGGUGACAGAGUGUGUGAUGAAGAGGCCUCCCUCCAUCAUGCCCCAGGGGAAAAAGAGUAACACACUCUCUGGCCGAUUAGCAGGAGCCAUUUUUCAGACUCUGAUCGUGGCGUGGAUUAAAGGGAACCUGAACGUGUUUAUCUCUCGGGACCUGUGGGACGAGCUGCUCUCCGUGCUCUCCUCUCUCACCUGCUGGGAGGAACUCGUCACCGAGUGGUCCCUCACCAUGGAGACCCUCACCAAGGUGCUGGCCAGGAACCUGUACAGCCUGGACCUGAACGAGCUUCCACUCGACAAACUCAGCGAGCAGAAACUAAAGAAACACAAGGGCAAAGGUGGCGCUCAUGAGGGACAGAAGAUGGUGGUGGAUCGUUCUUUCUCUAAAGGAUGGAGUCGUGAUCCUCCCGGUCAGACUGUAGCCAUGCGGCAACGCAGCGCCACCACCGCUGGCUCUCCAGGCAUUGAGAAGGCCAGGAGCAUCGUCCGGCAGAAAACCAUCGACAUGGAGGACCCCCCUCCGUCUCUCCGUGGCCCUCGUGCACGUCACUCGUCUCAGAGCGAGGAAAGUCCGGCAGGAGAGGUGUUCUGUGUCUCAGCCGAUGCGGAUCAGACACCACUUCCGCGCAGCAGCAGCGCCUCUGACAUCAUGGAGCCACUCGUGAAAGGUGCACUUCCUGUUUCUGACACUCCCUCUCACACUGACCCCACCCACUGCCCCUCCCACAGCCCUGCCCACUCCUUUGAAGCAGCUGAUAGUAUCUACGAGCACCUGUGCCAAGUACCAGAGCCUCAGCUCUCGUUUGUUCCUGAUUGGACGUUUCUGGAGGCCACACCCAGUUUACCUGAGGCAGCAGGGAGAGAGGAUGACCUCAGCCUGGAAGGGGUGGAGCCAGGUCCAGAGGAAAAAGAGGAGGAGCCAGAGCCAGGCGAUCAGAGUUUCUAUGAGUGCUUAGAGCAAUGCGAAGCAGAGCAAGCGACCAAUCAGAAGCCGUUAUGUAGGCAAGACGCAACAGAGCGUCUGAUCGAGGUUGACUCUGCCACACAUGCCGGGCUCCGCCCUCGAACUAAAAAACGUCCAGGAGGUGGUGUCCAUGUCAGUUUCCGUCCCUCCACGGAGUCUGUGCACUUCCUGAACCCUCUAGACCCAAAGGAAGCUCACUGGAAAAGUCGACUUCGACGCCUAGGGCACUUCAGUGCUCACUCACACCCCGGGGCGGGGCCGGCGAUGGCAACAAAGCUCAGAGAGGCAUCUGAAGAGGGGGAGGGGGUGCGUUCCCGCCAGCAGGGUGCGCUGUUAGGUGGCGUUUAUAAAUCCGUGGCUCACGCUCUCUCCAAACCAAAGAGCCAUGGAAAAAGUGCCGCCUCAGACGCGCACCUGAAGGACCUGUACACGCAUUUUAUCGGCUAUUUCGGAAGAAAAGCUCCAGCUAGUAAAGAUGACCUGACACAGAAGAUGCGGCCGGUAUCGAGUGAUGCAGAGAGCAGUAAUCCCAAUGUCAGCGAUCUGAUGGACGAGUUUAUCCAAGAGCGCCUCAGAGCCGGGGGAACCUCGGGAAUGGCAAGGCGUGGCAGUAGUCCGGGCAGUUUGGAGAUUCCUAAAGAUUUUCCGGAUGUGUUGACUCGCUCGAACACCACACGCCCCAUUGAUGACCCUGGUGUGCCCUCUGAGUGGACCUCACCUGCAAGCGCCAGUGGGAGUGACAUCAUCAGCUCUGACAGCCAGUCAGAUUCUUUCAAUGCCUUCCAGUAUGACAACAAAUUUGAGAGUUUCAGCUUUGCCCAUGAGGGGUGUGCAGCGGGCUGUAUGGAGCAGGAGAGUGUGUGUGUGGCACCACAUGUGGUGGAUGAACAGGAUCACUCCAGUCUCACGACACUGCACAUCGACUCUGAGACCAGCAGCCUGAGUCAACACGGCCUGUCUGCAGAUACACUCACCAUCACCGGUUCAGGGAGUGUGUCUCCGGUCCACUCUCGCUCACACACUCCAUCUCCUGCUACACUCACGACUGAACACACUGAACACAAAGAUCUGCAACUGGAUGAGAAACUCCAUCACUCCGUCCUGCAGACCCCUGACGACUUGGAGACGAGCGAGUUUCCCACCGAGGACUGCAGCGUGAUGGCCGGCGGCUCGCUCACUGGUUGGCAUGCUGACGUUGCCACAGUGAUGUGGAGACGGAUGCUCGGCAUUCUGGGAGACGUCAACACUAUUAAAGACCCUGAGAUCCACGCACAGGUGUUCGAUUACCUCUGUGAGCUCUGGCAGAACUUGGCCAAGAUCCGUGAUAAUCUGGGAAUCUCUAUUGACAAUCAGUCGUCUCCUCCUCCUCCGGACCUGAUUCCCCCACUGAGAAUCCUCACACCCUGGCUCUUUAAAGCCACUAUGUUGUCCGAGAAGUAUAAACAGGGGAAGCUGCAUGCAUAUAAACUGAUUUGUAAGAUCAUGAAGAGGAGACAGGAUGUAUCGCCCAACUCUGACUUCCUCACACACUUCUACAACAUCAUGCACUGCGGCCUGCUGCACCACGACCAGGACAUUGUGAACACCAUCAUUAAACACUGCUCGCCCCGUUUCUUCUCCAUCGGGCUGCCGGGAGCCACCAUGCUCAUCCUUGACUUCAUUGCUGCAGCCAGCAGAGUGACGGCCUGCUCCUCUCUCAAUGCUCCGAGGGUGGAGGCUCAGAUCUUACUGGGUUCUCUGGUGUGUUUUCCGAACCUGUAUGAAGAGCUUCCUGCUCUCCACCCCACCACCGCUGAUGUCAUCCUGACCAAAUUUAAGGACGUUAAGGAGCACAUUAUUAAACACAUCUUAACCUCGGCUAGGGAUGAACCGUCUGCCCCCGCCAGGUGUGUAGCUCUGUGUAGUUUGGGUAUAUGGCUGUGUGAGGAACUCGUCCACGGUACACGACACCCACAGAUUAAAGAAGCUCUAAACGUCAUCUGUGUCACUCUGAAGUUCCCAAAUAAAACCGUAGCACUGGUGGCUUCAGACAUCCUACAUCUCCUCAUCAACUACGUCGAUCAUCUGCAGAAGUUCCCCCCUGACACGCCCAAGAAAAUAGUGGAGAUUCUCAUCGCAACCAUCACCUACCUGCUGCCUACUACUGAGUCUUCUCCUCACGAGCUGGACAAGAGGUUGGUAGUGUCCCUCCUGUUGUGUUUGUUGGACUGGGUCAUGGCUCUUCCUCCGAAAACCCUUCUGCAGCCGAUUCAGACUCUCUCGCAGGACAAAGACAAAUCGGACAGAACCGUCCUCGGUGCCAUCUAUAAGGUGCUGCACGGCUGUGUGUACGGCUCUCAGAGUUUCAGUAAUCCCCGUUAUUUCCCUCUGAAUCUCUCGGACCUCAGCAGUUCAACCUUUGACCCUUUCCUAGUCCUGGAGAGUUUGAAGGAGCCUGAGCCUCUGCACUCACCCGACUCGGAGCGCUCGUCUAAAAUACAGCCGGUCACUGAAGUGAGGAGCCGUAUGCAGCAGGGCCUGAUCUCCAUCGCUGCUCGGACGCUGGUGUCUCACCUGUUGAAUCACCUGUCUCACUUCCCCCUGGGCGCAGGAGGUCCGGCCGCUCUGACCAGUCAGGUGUGUGAGAACCAGGACAACCCGUACUGCCAGAGCGCUGACCUCGCCCCCGAGCUCUUCCACACACCCAACCUGCAGUUCUUCGUCCUGAACAGUUCCACGCUACUCUCCUGCCUCCAGAUCCGCUCCGAUGACAACAUGGCCGCCGGUCUUGUCGCCCCCGACGCCUGCGUCCGCCUCAUCGUCAGGGACAUUUCCGGAAAGCACUCUUGGGAUUCGGCUGUGCUCUAUGCCCCGCCUCAGUGUGCUCCUCAGACCCGAGCGCUGCGCUCUCACCCAUCCUCCAGUCCUGCAGGGGGCGACGGGGAGCAUGCCACAGACCGUGACUCAGUAGAACAGGAUGAGAAGGACGACCUCUCGGAGAGCAAGGAUUUGGAAAAAGAGGAAGAAGAAGAAGAAGAGGAGGAGGAGGAGACGCUUUCAGAGACGAUGGCGCCAUUAGCGAAGCGGCGGUGCCGUGAAAUGAUUCCCAGUUGGGAUUCUCUUCAGGAUGGUGAAGACGUUUUGGAUGAGGUGCUGCAGUAUUUGGGAUCUUUGAGUCCAGAGUGCCUCCAGAGAACCGGAAUGCCACUGAACAUUCCGGCUCAACCUCCUUGCUGCGUGUCAGAGAAACAGGAGAAUGAUGUCAUCAACGCCAUCCUGAAGCAGAGCGCAGAGGAGUGGGACUUUGCCACGAAACACGGGAACGACGUCCACACGAAGGCAAUGGAGCAGCCGGAACCCACGGCCCAGAGACCACAAUCGGCCUUCUACUACUGCAGACUCCUGCUCAACAUCCUGGGCAUGAACUCCUGGGAGAAGAGGAGCAGCUUCCACCUGCUGAAGAAGAACGAGAAGCUGCUGAGGGAGCUGAAGAACCUCGACUCCAGACAGUGCCGUGAGACGCAUAAGAUUGCGGUGUUUUAUGUGGCAGAGGGACAGGAGGACAAACACUCCAUUCUGUCUAACACCAGCGGCAGUCAGGCGUACGAGGACUUUGUGUCUGGACUGGGAUGGGAGGUCAACCUGACAAGCCAUUGUGGUUUCAUGGGAGGUCUUCAGAGGAAUAAGAGUACAGGUUUAACUAUGCCCUACUUCGCCACAUCCACCGUAGAGGUCAUGUUCCACGUGUCCACUCGCAUGCCACCUGAUUCAGACGACUCGCUCACCAAAAAGUUGAGGCACCUGGGGAACGACGAGGUUCACAUCGUGUGGUCGGAGCACACACGGGACUACAGGAGGGGAAUAAUCCCAACCGAGUUCGGAGACGUCCUCAUAGUCAUCUACCCUAUGAAGAAUCACAUGUACAGCAUCCAGAUCAUCAAGAAACCAGAGGUGCCAUUCUUCGGGCCUCUAUUUGAUGGCGCUAUAGUGGACAGUAAGAUUUUGCCUACGAUGGUGCGAGCGACGGCCAUCAACGCCAGCCGUGCUCUCAAAUCCCUCAUCGCCCUUUACCAGAACUUUUAUGAGGAGCGAGCGCGAUACCUGGAGUCCAUCGUGCAGCACCAUGUGGAAUUGAGCACGUUUGAGGACUACGCUGCGCGUAUGUUUAGCCCCGCCCCUUUUCACCAUCCUCCCAGCGAAUCAGGUUCCUUCCUGGAGAACCCGCUAUGUGAGAACCCGAGUGCGCUGCUGGACACCGGUGAUUUAUCAUCACCCAUCUCUCCUCGAGCCAGCAAGAGCCGCGUAUCCAUGAAGCUGCGACGCUCAUCUGGGUCGGCCAACAAGACCUGAGCGCGCACACUCACACUCACAGCACACUGAUCACUAAAAAAAAUGCACGCACUGCACACUUCACUGCACUGCUCUCACACACACACACACACACACACACACACAGUGCUGGUAAUUGUUUGUAUGAUACCUCCUGAUAUUUUGAUAAAUUCUGAAGUCAUUGUUUCUGAUGAAAGGUUACUGAGGAACCCGUUGCCAUGGUAACGGUGGUGACGGGUAACAGCCAUGCAUUUGUUCCGUUGUCGUUUCUGAUCUAACAUGGCCACGUUACUGAGAUCAGACGAGCUUAAACACACUGCUGAUCAUGGACUGAUCAGUCUGCACAUUUCCUCCGCCUCAGUUACUGAUGUAUUUAUCUCUCUGUACACACUAAGAAGUGGACUUCUCUGUGUGAAAUGAAACACAGCCACUUCCUCCUGUUACAUCAGUCUUUCUUUUUCCGUUCAUCGCUUUAAUAUUUUUAUCUGUUCAUGAUGCACGACACUACUGUUCUUUUUAUACUCCUACACAAAGUCCUGUUUCCCUCCGACGUAAUCGAUCAGGGUGACAGACUGGAGCGAACAGGCUCACGGUGCGAACUCGUAACGGAAGUGUACGGCCUCCGCUUUAGCUUGGUGCACUAUAGCCGCGUGUGUGACUCCUCCCACUGCGGCGUCUGCUCCGUCUUUGCUCAGGCAUAAACUCUGGAUAUUAUGUAUUUUAAGUCAUCUAGAGUUAAAAUUUCAUUUUGUUUUCUUUUUAUAAUAAAGUUAAUGAGCUUAAACAAAUUAGAGAGAGGAAUGAGAGGAGAAAAGUUUCAAGCGUAAAAGCACUGAAAAUGGUAUUUGUAAAAGAAAGCGCAAAAACGUUGCUCAAGUAUCAACUAAAAAAGAAAUUACAUGAAAUUUACUGUAGUAAAAAAAAAAACCUCAUUGUGUGUAUGUAUGAGUAAUUCAGUGACGGUUAAAAGUAAACAGCUCAGUGUUAACACGCAAGUCGAGCCGGCACUUAAGCUAAUUUGAAGUUGAUGCUAAAGUGGAGGAUAUACGCUUCUAUUACUGUUAGCUACGUCAGCAUCGUCGCUGCAGCGGAAAAUGAAAUCCAUUACGGUGUCCUGGUUGCUCGAUUGUGUUUGGAGGGAACGGUGAAUUUGAGCUCAUUUCAUUGUAUUGUGUUUUUUCUGUUGUGUUUAUUUCACUCCUAAUAUCGACACGUGUGUGUUUGUAUAUAAAUAUAAAUAUCAAUGUGAGAAAUAUAUCUGCAUAUUUAAUGAAUGUGUAUAGCGGAUGAGCAGUGUCUGGUCUGUGUACAGAUUUAACAGUAUUUAAAGCAGCCGAAAAACAAAACAAAAAAAACGAGCCUUGAGUUCUCUCUCUCACUCUCACAGACACACACACGCGCUGCAUCCAGGAUCGAGCUCCCUGCAUAGAGAAGAUAUCAGGGCCCUUAUUUCCCUGUAGACGUGUACAAGGCGUCAUCUGGAGCGUUCUCUCACGCUCAUGCACACGUUUACACACGUCAGCUGAUUUACAAAACAGAAAAGGUUUAACUCUGGCACUACAGAUAAACCAGACCAAACCAAAGACAGACAUACUAGAGCCUUGGAUACACGCUGGAGCAAAAGUAAGUGCCCCCCCCCCCCCCCCCCCCCCAGACUUGCACUGAUGAACACUGACUUUUAAAACUCUUUUUUUUUUUAAGACGUGUUACAGAAUCCUAGGUUUUUUUUCCUUUUUGUUUUUCUUUCUGAAAAGUGUCAUUUUUUAAAAUGGUGAAUUAUUUUUUACUGCCUGAGAAAUGGCUACACACACAGGAACAUCUCAAGACCUUCCUUCCUCCCUCCCUCAAUGAUCUAUGAAUAUGUAAAUAUGCUCAUGAAUAAAUAAGCCAGUUAGUGAGCUGACAAGCUAGUAAACUCGUUCACGUGAGUCACAUUAGUGAUAAAUAUCUCAACAGUGUCAGCUAACCUAGCUUGCUAGCUUAGCACACCAGUUAAUGUCGUCGUGUAGAAUUUGUAUAUUCGACAUGAUUGGAGCUUACAUUCUGACAUCACAAACUGAGCUCAUGUGUAGCCCCGCCCCCAAAUCUGUUUUAUAUCCGGAUGUUCUGAGUAAGUCUCUGGUUUAAAGGUAAAAUUUCUGUGAAAUUGAUCUGAAAUCGAAGUGCGUUCAUUUCCCAGCGUGGCACAGGACGGUGGUUACAGCUGCUCAGUGUUCAGGGCUCUGAUGUGUGUUUUUGGUUCAAGGGGAUGAUGGUUUUAUAGAAUGUUUGAGCUGUAAAUGCAACACGUCACAGAGGCCUGAAUAUUUUCCACACAGUAAUGAGAUGGUUUUAUAUCAGAAAACUGAAAUGUGUGCACGCUGGAAGAUGGACGUGUGAGGAGAUCGCUGCAUGACGCACGUGCUAACUGCAUGCGUUACACACACACAGUCUCAUCUACACAUUUGUAAAGAGGAAAUUCAGACGUGCAACUAAACACACAAAUAAAAAAUAUUCUCACGUA